AUGGGCCGGAUAGCUAAAUGGGGGACUCAGCUAGGUUCCUUUGAUGUACGAUAUAGGCCACGAAGUUCAGUGAAGGGACAAGUCCUUGCUGACUUUGUUGCGAAGUUCUUUCUUAAGAAUGAAAAGGAAAUGGUUUGUCAUGUGGAGAAUCGCCCAUUGAAGGUAUUUGUGGACGAUGCAUCAAGUGCCGUGGGCGCUAAUGCCAGGAUCGUCAUUGUUACUCUUGAGGGAAUACGGUUGGAGCAUUCUUUUAGGUUGAGGUUUAGAGCCUCUAAUAACGAGGCUGAGUACAAAGCCUUACUCGCCGGAUUAAGAGCCAUUAUGGGUAUAGGUGCCCGGGAUGUAGAGGUUUAUUUAGAUUCCCGGUUGGUUGUUAACCAAGUGCAGGGCAGUUUUGAAGCUCAGGAUUCCCGAAUGAAAGCAUACUUACAGGUGGUAAAGCAAAUUAUGAAUAAGUUUUGUACAACAAAGGUGGCCCAAGUAGCCCGGGCACAGAACAGACAUGCUGAUUCCCUGGCUACGUUGGCAUCAUUAAUGACAGAGGAGGUGUCUCGGUUAAUCAAGGUAAAGCUCAUAGAGGAGCCGAGCAUUGAUGUGGCAAUUGGUGUUGGUGCUGCUGGAGUUGAGAUUGCAGUGAUUUUCGCGACCGAACCAUGUUGGAUGGACUCGAUCAUCGACUUCUUAGCCAAGGAUGGAAUUCCAUAUGAUGAAAAGGAGGCUAACAGGGUUCGUCGAGUGGCUGCUUGGUACUGGUUGUCAACAGAUCGCAAAUUAUACCGGAGGUCUUUUAGGGGGCCAUACCUUUUGUGCUUGCGUCCCAAGAAAAUAAGUGAACUCUUGGCCAAGUUGCAUGAUGGAGUGUGUGGCAGUCAUGUAAAGGGACGCUCAUUGGCGCACCGAGCAAUGACUCAGGGAUUUUGGUGGCCACAAAUGCAAAAGGAUGCCGCCGAGUAUGUGCGUAAGUAUGAGCAGUGCCAAAAGCAUGUCCCCUUGAUCCAUCAGCCGGCAAGCCACCUGAAUCCGGUCAGCAACCCUUGGCUAUUCGCACAAUGGGGGCUGGAUAUUCUCUGCCCGUUUCCCUGGGUAACAAGAAAUCGAAGGUUUGUGUUAGUGGCUGUUGAUUACUUCACCAAGUAA
This is a messenger RNA of Quercus lobata, 1137 nucleotides long. RefSeq lists its product as uncharacterized. The record is from RefSeq and is a predicted model, not a curated record. Lineage: Eukaryota; Viridiplantae; Streptophyta; Magnoliopsida; Fagales; Fagaceae. Gene Ontology annotation, molecular function: RNA-DNA hybrid ribonuclease activity; nucleic acid binding. Bases 1 to 1137 code for a protein of 378 amino acids. The transcript has a single exon.